Molecule: messenger RNA, 1954 nt
Organism: Clarias gariepinus (North African catfish)
Lineage: Eukaryota; Metazoa; Chordata; Actinopteri; Siluriformes; Clariidae
Gene: socs3a
Product: suppressor of cytokine signaling 3a
Exons: 2
Coding region: 194-799 (201 amino acids)
Biological process (GO): phosphatidylinositol phosphate biosynthetic process; intracellular signal transduction
Cellular component (GO): phosphatidylinositol 3-kinase complex
Molecular function (GO): 1-phosphatidylinositol-3-kinase regulator activity
Source: RefSeq, a predicted model, not a curated record
GCACUGUUACUGCUCACUACAGCAACGGGCUUAAAGACUAGAGCUUCUUUCAGUCAUUAACUGAUUGAGGAUUUACUAAGAGGUCUAUUCAGCCUAUGGAGUGAUACUGAGUUCUCGAAUCCUUUGGAUAUAAUUCAAUACUAAGGACCACUACAGGUACCUCUCUAUCUGACGUUAAUUCCAGUUCAGCACCAUGGUCACACACAGCAAGUUCGACACAGCAAUGACCAGCUGCGCCAUCACCCCUCACUACUACAGGACAUUCAGCUCCAAGCUGCAGUACCAGCUGGUGCAGCAGGCAUGGUGUCGACUCCAGCAGAGUGGCUUCUACUGGGCCUCAAUCAGCGGGAAAGAAGCAGGCACUAUGCUGGCACAGGAGCCGAGUGGCACUUUCCUGAUCCGCGACAGUGCUGACAGGCGGCACUUCUUCACACUGAGCGUCAAAACACCAUCGGGCACCAAGAAUGUCCGCGUGCAGUGCGACAACCGCUCAUUCUUCCUGCAGACAGAUGCUGAGGGUGAGCGGACAGCGCCACGUUUUGACUGUGUCCUCAAGCUUGUAUACCACUAUAUGAACUCUCCAAAACAGCCCAAGGAAAACUCGCGAAGUGCAUGCUACAUCUACUCAGGAGGGGAGAAAGUUCCUCUGGAACUGUGCAGACCCUACUCCUGCAACAUGUCCUCACUGCAGCACCUGUGCAGAAAGACAGUCAAUGGCCACAUGGAGAUCUUGGCCAAGAGGGACGAGCUGCCUCAGCCACUAAAGGACUUUCUACAGGAGUAUGAUGCUCCCAUUUAAAUGACAAAUCCAAGUCAUGUGAUGCAGUCACACCGAUGUCAAGGAUUUGAGUAGAGCAGCUAAGAAAAUCGAAAGGAUAGAAUGGAAUGAGCAGUGUGGUACAGUAUGGGCUCGCUGCCAUCAAAAACAUACUGCAGGAGAAGAUGAUGAACCUGAACCAGCUAGGCAUAGAUAACCGGAUAGUCUAGGCCAACAGAAGACUGAGCUCAGAAAGUUGAAACUCUGCAAACACAUCUAACUUCAGGGAGCAGAGAUUUGGAGUGUAACGAGUUGGUUUGAGCUUCGGAUUAGUUAACACAAACCGAGAGUGCGUGCUGCUAUUUGUCAUGUUGGGAGAGAUCAACCCACUGAACUCCCUCAGACACCUUUAUUUGCACAAUAAAUUAACAUCAAGACAAUGGCCCACUUUUUAGUUCUUUUAGGAACUGCAUCAAGUCAAGAGGAGUGAGUGUAAAAGACUGUCUUUGUCAAUGGAACAGUUGCGGUCUUUUCUGCCCUUGUAACAUGAUUCGCUCUUUCUACCCAAUGGGAACUUGUCUCAGCCUCCCCAGUGCCCAAAAUACCAAGAGCAACCCUGUCUGGACAUUUAACGGAAACCAGUCACCACCUUCUUCCAAGGAAUCAUUAUGCCUUUUGUGGAAAAAUGAAGAACGAAACAAACAACAGCACAGCAACCAAGCCAGAAGAGAAUAAAAAUAAUCAUGAAAGACUCAAAAAAAUAUAUAUAUUAUUGGUUCCACUGGUUUAGAUCAAAACCUGUAUGGAGAAAUAGACAAUGAAAAAGCACUGUAAUAUUUAUGCAUCAUUGAGUAAUAUUAAUCCACAACCAGAGAGUUUCUUAGAAUGUGAGAAGACAGUAAGGUUCUUGCUUAUGAAUGUAUUUAGAUGGGGAAACUUAACCCUCUUCAAGGGGCCACCCUCAAAUUAUUCUUGUACUUGUUUACAUUAUUUACAUGUGUGAAGAUUUUUUUUUUUUAAAUCUGCUGUUGUUUUAAUGCUACAACUGUUAAUGUGACUUCAUACUGUAUGAAUGCUUGAAAAAGAAAACCAUUGAAACAACAACAAAAGCAAGCAGACUGAAAAUACUUUGCACAUAUUUAUAUUUCUAAGCGAUUUCAGUAAUUUAUAUUAAAGAGCACUAUUUUUUUCUAACAA